Rhinocladiella mackenziei CBS 650.93 is the source of this 2301-nucleotide messenger RNA. RefSeq lists its product as uncharacterized. The coding region runs from base 1 to 2301 and encodes 766 amino acids. The record is from RefSeq and is a predicted model, not a curated record. Lineage: Eukaryota; Fungi; Ascomycota; Eurotiomycetes; Chaetothyriales; Herpotrichiellaceae. Gene Ontology annotation, biological process: mitotic DNA damage checkpoint signaling; protein phosphorylation. Gene Ontology annotation, molecular function: protein serine/threonine kinase activity; ATP binding. The transcript is spliced from 3 exons. Gene Ontology annotation, cellular component: cytoplasm; nucleus.
AUGCCUUUCCUUGGAAAACGCUCCAAAAGUCGCGAAGUGGAUUUGGGACUACUCGUCCGAAUCCGCAAAGAGUUGCAAAGCAAAUAUUCUCGCCCUGAAAGCUUAGAGACUGUCUUUAUUCAUCCUCACGAUGCUCGAUCCGUGGUGACCCGUGAACGAGUCAAGGAACUGCUCAAGCCUUUCAAAUGGUAUCAUGAAGAUGAUCGCACCGAACUGUGGAGGACCAUGUCCCUUAUCCUCUGCAUCCUUAUCACAAUCGAGUGGACUGAAUGGUCGGAGUUCAAGACAUAUUUCGCUCCAAGAGGGGAUUAUUUGAGAUACCCACGAUAUACAGAUGAUGAUCUGCCCCUGAGAGAUGUUUCGUUUCUCCCGCCCAAUAUCCAGGAUGACUUCAAAAGAGAGCAGUACCUCUUUAAACCCAUCGUCAUUGAACAGAAUUCGCAUGAAGAAUACUCACAACGAUACCGUUUGCCAAUUACCAAAUCCGAACCUAUUGACGAUGUUGGAAGUCAAAGAGAUCUGGACAAGAUCUAUCUUGAAAAAGGCUAUCUCUACUGUACCGAUCAACAUAACGCUGGGGGUUUCAAUUCUGAAGUACACGUUAUGGCAAGAAAACGAGUGGCAAUGAAAUCACAACGGCCACGACCCAAGUUCGAAUCCGACAGGAUUCACCUGGAGCAGUUUAGGAAAAGUCUCCAAAAUCAUCAGAACAUUAUGCAAAGCUUUGCCUCCUUCGUUCACGGUCCGGAUUUUGUCAUCUUGACUCCGUGGGCAGCGGGACGUGACCUUCAAAAGUUUCUGUACUCUCCGGAGGAAAUCCUCGACAACUUUCCCGAACGAUCAAGUCGGUUCACUCCUCACAAUGUCCUCAUUGAAGCGUACAGCUUGGCUCAAGGACUGGACUUUAUCCACAAUCAUAUGAUCACCGAUAAAGGCCGCCGGAUCAGAUGUGGACAUGUGGAUCUCACACCUGAAAAUAUCCUGGUAUGCUUUCCAACGACCGGGAGCGGAGCUGCCGCGCCAGUCGGGCGAUGGAAAAUCGUCGACUUUGGUAUCUCCAACGUGGAAGAAUCCGUGGCUGGUUCUCAAAUUGUUCAACUCCCACCUGCCGAACAAUGUGGCGCCGUGGCUCCCGGAACUAUUCUGCGAGAUGUUGCCCUCCAACCAUUCAAGACAGGCCCAGGGGCUUUCCAACCUCCGGAAGUCAAGAACCAGCAAACCGCCAAAGUAAACACAAGAAGAGACGUUUGGUCUUUCGGGUGUGUUCUCGCCAUGAUCCUGGCCUUUGCAAUUGGUGGACCGGAAGAAGUUAACGCCCAACUCUUAUGUCGAUCAAAAGGUGCCGACGACUACUUCUACCACCGAGUCCGACAUCUAAAUGACACCGCUCAGCGACAGCAUCCAGACAGCAAGCAUGCAGAGAUCAAACCAGCAGUGAAAUACUGGUUGGAAGAGAAGGCGCCGAGCAUUGCUCCUCAAAUGCAACGAGACUGGAUUCGAUAUUGUGCCAAACUUGUCCUCAGACUCCUUACUAUCAAUGUCUACGAGAGACCUGAGAUGAACUAUGCGGUUCAAGAGUUGGAAAGAAUCUUGAUGUGGACCGAAGUAUACGGCAAUGAUCGGAUCUGGCACUUUGACGGCGCAUCCACGGCGCCGGAAGUCGUGAGUGAUGUUCCUGAAGUCAACUAUCCAAGAAGUUCGAUGGAUUCAACUGCGCAGCCGUUUAUCGGUGUACCUUCUUUGACGAUCUCAUCUUCCGGUCCUCUCUCUGCCACGCUGAAGUCCGGUUCAACGAAAGGCUCGCGGUCAAUCUUCUUCAAACAAGAUGGAUCUCUAUCCUUCAUUCGACUUGAGAUUCCUCCAAACUGUGACGGUGGGACUUUAUCCCCGUCAGCAGGUACGGCUGCGCUAUGGAGUAAAUCCGACGUUUACAUCUACGACUUGGGUUUUCUGGGAGAUGAAUCAGAGAGUUGGAACGAUACACCUCGCUGCGAAGAACUGAAAGCAGCAAGUCUGAAAUCCUACUUCUCCAAUGCCGUGGUGGUUCCUCAUCCUGCCAAAUGCAUCAAGGUCUUGCUCGCGGGUUCAUUUCUGGCUGUGGUGCAGCAACAACAUCCAAAAUCAACGUACCUGGUCCGAUUACUGCAACGGAUCAGUGAGAGACAGAACAAAAUCCACCAAUAUCGGACCAUUCAACUCUCCUCCAAGCCCCAAGACGUUAAGCUGUCCCGCAAAGGAUUUUGCUUGAUUCAAACACCGGACAAGCUGGAACUGUUCACACCUAGGUAUGGUUCUCACUAA